GGUCGCCAUGGCAGCGGGAUUGUGUACAGCUCGGCCUGACACACUUUUGAAUCAGGCAAAUAUUCAUACCGUCUUGAGUGCAGGGAGCAAGAAGGAGGAAAAUCUUAGACUUAAGAGGAUGAAGAUCAUGGAGUGUAAACCAACAUGAAAUUUUGCUUUACGAAUUUAGAGUGAAGAGAGUUAAGAAGAAGGAUGCUUGGCCAUGGCAUGUUUAACUGGUGGGGAUUUUCACCUCCACUAGAUUUCUGCAGUUAUUUGAAAGAUAAUGCCAGUACAGCUGACGCGCGGGACAGAGAGGUGGUGCAGGUGGUCGUGGUGGGUGCUGGGGACCCUCGCCACUUGCUGCUAACACUUGCCAAGAGUGUCGGUACAAAGCGGCUUAGGAUUUUCAUACUGGAGGCUUAUGUGGAGGUGUACGCACGGCUGCUGUUGCUACUGGGAGCGGGUCUGCAGGUUGGCAUGGGCGUCAGAGAACGAGCCACACUCCUACUCGACCUGUGGGCCAACCUGUACCUCAGACCCACGUCCAGGACCUAUCUGGAGCUCGUCGGGCGGAGGUUUUCAAUGGCCAUGACAGACGAGGCCUUGUAUUCCAGUCUCAUCGGUCUGGUGUCCGCCAGUCGACUCAAGUACCGAGAGAGGGAUGCUAUGGAUGCCGUGUGUCGCUCAUGGUUCACCCUCUCAGCAGGAGAUUAUGACCCUUCACUAUCAUGGGAGGUGCGACUGCGGCAGCUGUUGAAGACUCGUUACGACAGCAGGAGGGCCGAGGCGGACUGGGCCUGGCAUAUGCGCCUCGCUUUCCGGAUUCAACAAUUGCAGACCACGGUAAAGGAAACUGAGGCCAGCAAGGAACAGAGACACGGACGUACUUUCCUUAGCACGGGUUGGGGCCAAGAAUUCCUGACGUGGCGUGAAGACGGGCGUGCUUUGGCUCUCGGGGCGGAUACAACACCAACACUCCCCAACACAUCCCUUGCCUCUGUGGCAACGGUGGUGGAGGGGUCGACGAAGCACCGGCGCAUCGGGUACUGGGGGGACGUGCUGACAGGGCCCUUCCCCGCACUGGCCCUCGCCUCCACUGACCUGCGUGCUGCUAAGGCACAAAACAAUAGAAACUGUCAUAGCGGCAGCGAAGUAGCUCUCUGGAAUAUGGAGAGUUUACUGGAUGAACUUUGGGCAACCUACCUUCAGGAUACACAUGAGAACACAGAUUAUGCAAAUGGGGCUGAGAAACCUGAAGCAAAGGACAUGACAAAGAGCAAAUCAUCGAGUGCGGAGGAACACCUUGAAAAUCUGAGUGACACUAUUGAAAAAUUGCAUAUCCAGCGUGAUAAGGAUGGCCUGGCUGCUAGUGAAGGGCGGAACACUUCACUCACAGGAAAGGAGAUCAGUGGAGAAGCCAAUAUCAGGAAUCCAGAAUCAAAUACGCACUCUGCAAAUGCAGAUACACAAAACAUGAACGUCACGUUGAACAAGAAUGAAACUUCGAGCGUGACCUGUGACAAGGAUGACCGUGAAGAAGCCAGCAACUCUCACUCAGGAGCAGUGGGCGGCAGUGCUACCAAUCGUUCCGAGCAAGAGGACAAUGAGAAUUCCAGCAAGCGUGUCAAGAGUCAUCCUCCGAGAAAGAAGAGCAGCGUAGAAGGAGGAAGAGCUUAUAUUGACUACUUGAAGCUGGAAGGAGUGGAGAUCAUCUUGCUGUCCCCGUCGCGCCUCAACGAUCUGUCUUCACUAUCAGAAAUCGAGGGAGAACUAGACCUGAUUUACCUGUCAGCAGCCAUGGCCCACAUGAUGUCCCCUUCUUUCUUCCUGAAGCACCGAGGCGCACACACACAGCUUCUCCUCGAGACUGUUCAAAUGUUUCCGCAAUUGACGGACGAUCAAGUCAAGGAAUACCAGACUCGGGUGACGGCCUCGGCUGGCGAGGCGGGCUGGGAGCAGCAUGCCUCACCACACCCUCUGUGCCACCUGCGUUUCCACAGGUGAACACUUGCCAAUCGACGAGAAGUUCCUAUUUUCCAUUGUAACCCUUUCCUAGCACUCUCCUUAUAGUACAACUGUUUGUAGCAUGCCAGCAGUUUUCAAAUGAAGUUUAGCUUCUUUGCCUACAACUACAUUCUAAACAUUUAAAGAGAGGACGAGUAAGGCGGACACAUGGCAGUGUGAAGUCCAUUGUAAUAGUAUUUUAUUGCUUCACAAGAUGGAGUAUAAAUAAAAAAAAUCACAGAUGAAACUCUAUGAAGCAGCAGGUUAGGAGGGGUAGUGCCGACCCUCGGCGGCACUGCUGGUGCUUCAGUGGAGGAAGAAAGAUGACAGUAUAGUGAAAUUUUGAACCAAUUCUAUGGAAAAUUGAAAUUAUAAUGCAUAAAAUAUUGUAAUAAUUAACUAAUACGUAU
Molecule: messenger RNA, 2396 nt
Organism: Portunus trituberculatus (swimming crab)
Lineage: Eukaryota; Metazoa; Arthropoda; Malacostraca; Decapoda; Portunidae
Gene: Dnaaf3
Product: dynein axonemal assembly factor 3-like
Exons: 9
Coding region: 193-1986 (597 amino acids)
Biological process (GO): motile cilium assembly; axonemal dynein complex assembly
Source: RefSeq, a predicted model, not a curated record